UGGUAUUUGACAAACGUCUAUCUUAGCAAUAGCUGUAAUAUGAUAACUCUAGUUCGAAUUCUACGUUUUUAAGCGGGUGGAUGAUGACAAAAAUCAGUAAGUUUUUGUACACGCUAUUUGUCGGAGUUGUUUUGCUCCUUUCUAUAAAAGAAACAAAUGGAUUUUUCAUUAAACAUGUUCUAUCAGGAAAGUGUAUCUAUGAUACUGGGGUAGAGUAUUCAAGAUAUCCUAGAAACAACAACCCAAUUCACCUUACUUAUUAUCUGAACCUUACUAAGAACUGUUUUGACUCAACAGCUCAGUUUAAAUUUCAUCAAUCUGGCUCCAUAUUAAAACCGAAUAGAGAAGGUUGUCUUGUGGGAGAAAGAGACUUCAAAAAGUUGUUUUUGAUAUACGAAAAGAAAGGUGACAUUGCUGCUGCAUGCAAUGACGCAAACGCUUUAAACCAAACUUUUCAAGGUGGAAUAUUUACUUCCAAUAUGUACUUUAAUGAUUGCGCAGUACCUCCAGGAUAUAUUAAAAGUCAAGUCUACAUGGGAAUAGCCAAAUGUAAUGGUGAAGAAGAUCAGCGAUUUCAUUUUGGUUCAGUGACAUGUUCUGGACAAAAGAUAGCGAACACUAAUUGCUCUAAUAAUCAAUAUAUGGUAGUAAAAAAGGCUGAAUAUCGUGGGUUGAGUAAAGGAAGCUCUUGUGGCUCAAGUUAUAACUACAGUUGUAGUGUUGAUGUAACAUGUGACCUUAAAAAUUACUGUGAUGGUGGAAGAAAAUGUGAUAUAUCUGUUGAUGAUAAUCAUUUUCCUUCGAAUAUUUGUCCUGAUUUGAACAAGUAUCUUUACUUUGAAUAUCAAUGUAACGACACAAGUACGCCACACAGAGAAAUUUGUAACUUUGAGAACGUACAUUUGUCUCAGUCAAUUUUGCCAAACAAAGGUGUCGUGGAUGUUAUUACAAAGUUUAGAAACUUCACCAUCUGUAACAAUGGUCUUUUGGCUGAAGUAAAAACCACUGUCUGUAAUCGAUUUGGUUAUCCUAGUGCACUAUAUAUAGAUAGCUGGACGUCAACACCAACAUCAGUUAAUCAUUUUUUUACACCUGGAAAUGUCGCGUGUGGUGCUCAAGUUAAUGAUUUAUUCCAAUGUUCAAUAACUCAAAACAAAAGUUGUUCUCAAUACUUGUAUGUGACAUGUAAGCAUUCUCAUUACUUCUAAUUAGCAUAAUAUUAUGUUGUAGAACAUACAUCUUCAGCGUUAGCAAAAUUUGGAGCUAAAGAAUCAUGUUGUCUAAACUAA
Molecule: messenger RNA, 1289 nt
Organism: Xenia sp. Carnegie-2017
Lineage: Eukaryota; Metazoa; Cnidaria; Anthozoa; Malacalcyonacea; Xeniidae
Exons: 4
Coding region: 81-1208 (375 amino acids)
Cellular component (GO): membrane
Molecular function (GO): carbohydrate binding
Source: RefSeq, a predicted model, not a curated record